This is a messenger RNA of Myotis brandtii (Brandt's bat), 4014 nucleotides long. It is a transcript of the gene ANO5, whose product is annotated as anoctamin 5. Gene Ontology annotation, cellular component: plasma membrane. Gene Ontology annotation, molecular function: protein dimerization activity; chloride channel activity. Gene Ontology annotation, biological process: chloride transmembrane transport. The record is from RefSeq and is a predicted model, not a curated record. NCBI's taxonomy places the organism in Eukaryota, Metazoa, Chordata, Mammalia, Chiroptera, Vespertilionidae. Bases 416 to 3127 code for a protein of 903 amino acids. The transcript is spliced from 22 exons.
GCCCGCACCGCAGCAGGGGAGCGGGAGUGGAGAGGACCCGGGGGAGCCCGAGAGCAAGGCGAGGGAGCUGGACGACCGGGAGGACGGCUCGCUCUGGGAGCAGUACUGGGAGGGGACCCGGGAGCGCUACCGGAAGAGGGCGACGAGGCACAAGUCCAGCGGCGCCCGGGAGGGCGAGUGGCGGUACCCCUUGGAGAAGAAGACCAAGUUCCCGGAGAUCGCGGGGCCGGAGGAGUCCCUGACGGGGUCGCUCUGGGACAGCCAGUCCCUCCGCGAGCGGAAGAGGGAGGCCCUGGCGGGUGAGUCCGCGGAGCAGCUGUUCCGGCGGCCCAAGCUCAAAUUCAGUAUCCAGUCCUCGAGGGCCGGCCAUCUCCCUUCGAACACCUCGUUCAGCAUCAUUAACGAGCUGGCGAAGAUGGGCGACCCCGAGGUCCUGGAAGUGGUGAAGGAGGAAGGAAGAAGACUCACUAGGCAAGCAGACUUUGAUUUAAGAAUGAGUGAGAGCCUGAGCAGCAGAGAGACCAGCUUUCUCCUCAGUGAAGCAGUAUUGCCUGCAAAGAGAUACAAUUUGUUCCUGAGGCGACGUCUUAUGUUUGAUAAAGAUAAACAAAGCAAAGACUCCAUCUUCUUCCGAGAUGGGAUUAGGCGAAUCGAUUUUGUGCUUUCCUAUGUUGAUGAAGUAAAGAAAGAAGCCGAACUAAAGAUGGAAAGAAGAAAAAUGUUUGAAGAAAACCUCAGAAAAACAGGUCUUGAAUUGGAAAUUGAAGACAAAAGGAACUCUGAAGAUGGAAAAACUUACUUUGUCAAGAUCCAUGCCCCUUGGGAGGUAUUAGUUACUUAUGCUGAAGUGUUGGGAGUCAAAAGGCCAAUUAAGGAGAGUGAUAUUCUGCGACCGGAGAAAAGCUCCUUCCUUCUUGGGCCUCUGAAGCUCCCAAAGGAUGUGAAGCAUCCUGAUCCGGAUUAUUUCACUGUCCAAUUUAGCAGACAUCGCCAGGAACUCUUCCUCAUUGAGGACAAGUCAAGCUUCUUUCCAUCCUCAUCAAGAAACAGAAUUGUUUAUUAUAUUCUUACCCGAUGUCCUUUUGGCAUAGAAGAUGGGAAGAAAAAGUUUGGGAUUGAAAGACUGCUGAAUUCUAACACUUAUUCAGCUGCCUAUCCACUCCAUGAUGGUCAAUAUUGGAAGCCAUCAGAACCUCCUAAUCCUACCAACCAAAGGUACCUACUUUUCCAGAAUUGGGCUCGGUUUUCCUAUUUUUACAAGGAGCAGCCUUUCGACUUGAUUAGGAAUUAUUUUGGAGAAAAAAUUGGCAUGUAUUUUGUCUUUCUCGGAUUUUACACAGAAAUGCUGGUCCUUGCAGCUGUAGUUGGUUUAGCUUGUUUUAUUUAUGGCUUAUUUUCCAUUCAUUCUAGCACAGCGAGCAUUGAAGUCUGUGACCCUAAGAUUGGAGGUCAGAUUAUCAUGUGCCCACUCUGUGAUCUAUUGUGUGAUUUUUGGAGACUAAAUACUACAUGUUUGUCUUCAAAGGUCUCUCAUUUAUUUGAUAAUGAGUCCACAGUGUUCUUUGCAAUAUUCAUGGGAAUUUGGGUCACAUUGUUUUUGGAGUUUUGGAAACAGCGUCAAGCCAGACUGGAGUGUGAUUGGGACCUGGUGGACUUCGAGGAGGAGCAGCAGCAGCUUCAGCUGAGGCCAGAAUUUGAAGCCAUGUGUAAAAAGAGGAAAAUUAAUCCUGUGACUCAGGAGAUGGAGCCUCACAUGCCUCUGAAGAAUCGGAUUCCAUGGUACUUCUUAUCAGGAGCCACAGUAACGUUAUGGAUGUCUCUUGUCGUUGCCUGUUUGGUGGCUGUGAUCGUGUACCGCCUGUCAGUCUUUGCUACAUUUUCCAGAUUCAUGGAAACUGAAGCAUCCUUAAAGCAUGUCAAAAGUUUUCUCACUCCUCAGAUAGCUACAGCACUCUCUGGGUCAUGCUUAAACUUUAUUGUCAUCUUGAUCUUGAAUUUCUUUUAUGAAAAGAUAUCUGCCUGGAUUACAAAGAUGGAAAUCCCUCGAACUUACCAGGAGUAUGAAAGCAGCCUGACCUUGAAAAUGUUCCUGUUUCAGUUUGUAAAUUUUUACUCAUCAUGCUUCUACUUAGCUUUCUUUAAAGGGAAGUUUGUGGGCUAUCCUGGAAAGUACACAUAUUUGUUUAAUGUGUGGAGAAGUGAAGAGUGUGACCCUGGAGGCUGUCUAAUAGAACUGACCACCCAGCUGACCAUUAUAAUGACUGGGAAACAGGUCUUCGGAAACAUUCAAGAAGCCGUUUAUCCGUUGGCUCUGAAUUGGUGGAGACGCCGAAAAGCUCGGACCAACUCUGAAAAGUUAUACAGUCGAUGGGAGCAGGAUCAUGACCUUGAGACUUUUGGAAGUCUUGGACUAUUCUAUGAAUACUUAGAAACAGUUAUCCAAUUUGGAUUUGUUACCUUAUUUGUGGCCUCUUUUCCUUUGGCUCCUGUUCUUGCUCUCAUGAAUAAUAUUUUAGAGAUUCGAGUGGAUGCCUGGAAACUUACUACUCAGUACAGGAGACCUGUAGCAUCUAAAGCUCAUAGCAUAGGUGUUUGGCAAGACAUUCUUCAUGCAAUGGCUGUUCUUUCUGUUGCAAGUAAUGCUUUUAUUGUUGCAUUUACAUCGGACAUCAUUCCUCGUUUAGUUUACUACUAUGCCUAUUCAUCAAAUGGCAGUGAACCUUUGAAAGGAUAUGUCAAUAACAGCCUGUCAAUAUUCCUGAUAGCCGAUUUACCAAACACCACUGCACCUUUGGACAAACGAGACUUCAUCACUUGCAGGUAUAGAGAUCACAGAUAUCCCCCUAAUCACGCAGAGAAAUACUCUCAUAAUAUGCAAUUCUGGCACGUCCUUGCUGCCAAAAUGACCUUCAUCAUAGUCAUGGAGCAUGUUGUGUUUUUAGUUAAAUUUUUGUUGGCUUGGAUGAUCCCUGAUGUUCCAAAAGAUGUUCUGGAGAAAAUUAAGCGAGAAAAGCUAAUGACAGUCAAGAUUCUCCAUGACUUUGAGCUUAAGAAAUUAAAAGAGAACUUGACAUUUGAUUCUAGUGAAUUUGACAAGGAAUUCAUGAUUCACGAAAACAAAGUAUAGCUGGCUAAAUCAACAAUCUAGUCAACAAAAUGAGUAAGCAGCUGGUAGCCUGACUGGCUUCACAUUUUCCCUAGAUUAGGGCCAGAGGCCAGAAGCCAUGUGUCAAUUUUAUCCCUUCUCCUUUUUUAACUCAAAUUUUUGUACACUUUUAUAGAGGCCAACUUUGUGAGGUCAGAAGAAUACCUUCUCUGCUCCAUUGGCUGGGCCCUCCCUAGAUAUUGUUUUCUGGGAUUCUAUAAAUGAUUGUUAAAAGUGCAUGUGGAAUCAGAAUAUGGAAAAUCAUGGAAUGUUGCAGUUUAUAAUCCAACACUGGACUAGGGCUGUCCCGUCACCUUCCAGUGCAUCUGCACAUUUUCAUGGUCUUCUACUGGGUUGUUUCAUAUCACUUUCCCAUCAAGAAAAAUGUUGGGACAAAGAGAAAAGAAGUGAAGGGGCUUAAAAGGCCAUAUUUAACCUGCCAUUUUAGACUAUGCAAAUGAAAAACCAAACUCAGAUGACAUAAGAAGACCCACAUAUUAAGUAUAUUGGGUAAAUAUCAUGGCGAGAGUAUGUUUCUGAAGUUGUCCUGAAUAAGUGAAACUUUCAUAAGAAUCCCAGGUGGUCCUUCAGGUAAAUGCAAAAUUGCUUUUUCAAGAGACUGAACAUUUGGGUUUCAACAAAAGACUAACAAUUCAGUUGUUUAAAGAUAACGUUUUGGUAAAAAUAGUUUGAAGACUGGAUUGUUUUAUCUGGAAAAGAGUAUUAAGAAGUUAUUAGAUUGUUUCAGGUCUUUGACUGAAUGAAAGAUAUUUUAAAGCAGUAAUGUCUUUUCUUUGUAGUUAAGAAAUGCAAGACAAUGUAUAUUGAUUAAUUUAUUGACCUUAAUAUAAAAAUGUUGAAUUAUUUUU